UUUAACAAAUAAGGAUUAUUCAUCCACUUGCAUUGAACACUUUCCUCCAGUGUUUGCCCCAACACUCCAUCCUUAUCCAUAUCUCUGUGUCACCGCCUUUGAUCUCACCGGAGGUAUUCUACUAUAGAGAGACAGUCUUCAUUUUUCUUCUUUUAAUGGAUCCCAUCAAGUCUGAAAGCAGAAAAAAUGAACGGAGGGGGCUUCAGCAUAUCGGCCAUGACCAUCCUUUGGUCUUAUUCCAGCUUGUUGCAAGUGAAGAAGAAGACGAAGUAUGCUAUUGUCUUUUGUGUGGCAAACCUGUAAGGGGCUGGAGCUAUAGCUGCAAUGAAUGUGAUGUUUAUAUUCAUAAGGUAUGCGCCGAGUCAGAGUUACAACCCCAGCUUAACCAUCCUUUCCACCCCCAACACCCUAUCACUUUUUCCCCAAAAUCACCUUAUCAAGGGAGUCACGAGUGUACUUUGUGUGGUAGGAAUUAUCGGGGAUUUGUUUAUCAUUGUGCUACUUGUCGAUUCACUCUGCACUUCAACUGUGCUUUGCUUCAAUCAUCAAUGUCUGCAAAUUUUCCUGUUUCUUUGCACCCUCACCCAUUGUUCUUCAUUGAAAACCAUAAGGACCAAGUGAAAUAUGAUUGUUCCGGAUGUAAGAAAUCAUUAUCCGGUCCAAUUUACCACUGCCCCCAUUGUUCCUCUGAAUCAAACUUUAACCUUCAUAAGAAAUGUGGCGAACUAUCCCUUGAGAUUGAUCACUCAUACGACCUUAACCAUCCUCUUACUCUCUUGCCAAAACCACCUGCUCAUCGUGAGAAAUGUAGUUGCGAUUUGUGCAAAAUCAAAUGGGACGGAUUUGUUUAUUCUUGCUCUCUUUGCAACAUUGAUCUUUCAAUUAGUGAUUUUGUUUCACCAACGAUCACUGAUGCGAGUCAUGAUCACCCAUGGAGACUUAUAUUCAGAAAAAUGUCAUUUUUGUGUGACUUCUGUGGCACUGCCGGUGAUGGCUCCCCCUAUCUGUGUACCGAAUGUAAUCUUCUUGUCCACAAGAAGUGCAUUUCAUUGCCACGCGGCAUCUUGAUAACUCGACAUCAGCAUGGGAUUUAUCUUUCAUAUUCUCUUCGACGAAAUCGAGUUGAAGACUGGACGUGCAGAAUUUGUUACAAUGAAGUUGAUAUGAGGUAUGGCUGUUACUGUUGCUCUGUUUCUAAUUGCCAUUAUAUUGCUCAUGUAAAUUGUGCAACUCAUCCUUCAAUUUGGGAUGGAACAGUCAUCCCGGCUGACUAUAACGAGAGCUCCUUGGAAGCACAGACAAACUUGAUUACUUACGUUUUUAAACAAAUAAUGAUUGGAGAGCAAUUGGUAGCAAGUGUGAUUAGACAUGCUUACCACAUUCACAAUUUAACACUCGCUUUUAGCGGCGAGAUCAACGAUGACAGCCAAUGUGAUGGGUGCAUGAGGCCUAUCUCAACUCCUUAUUACAGUUGUGAUCAAUGCAAGUUUUUUCUUCAUAAAGAUUGUGCUGAAUUACCUAGAACAAAGCGACAUCCAUUCCACAAGCACUUGCUUACUCUUACGAUCACAAAUCGAAUGACUGUUCAUUCGUGUUCCGGUGCUUGUAAACGUGAAUAUCAAGGAUUAAGCUACAGAUGCAACCAUCAAGAUUGCAUAGGCCGUGGAAUCAAGUUUGACGUUCGAUGCAUGUUAUUAUCGGACACCUUGAAGCAUCCAAGUCACGAGCAUUUACUCUUUCUUGUCCACAACUUUUCAGGGAGUUGCAGCGGUUGUCUCACUCAAUUAAACGGGGACAAUAUUGCAUAUAGAUGUACGAACCAUUGUGAUUUCACUUUAGAUAUGGGUUGUGCAACACAACCACUCACUGCUUGGUACAAGUACGACAAACAUGCUCUUACACUGACUUAUUCUGAUGAUUCCGAUCCUUCCAGACUUUACUGUGAUCUCUGUGAGAAUGAAAGAAGACCAAAUGACUGGUUCUACUGCUGUGCUGAUUGCGACAAUUCUCUUCAUUCCAAUUGUGCUAUUGGGGAUCUCCCAUACAUAAAGGUUGGAAACAAAAUCGGAAUUCGUUGCAAUCGACAUGAACGUCGACCUCGAUUCACUUUGGUGAAAAACAUCUGGAAUUGCCCUCCAUGUAAGGUGUGUGGUGAGCUUUGCAAUGGUCAGGCCCUCGAAUGUAAAGAACCUCAGCGCAACUUUAACAUCCACUGGGGAUGCCGUAAUUCCUCAUAUGUUUAUGAAACAGAGAGGUGACAACUUCACAAGUCUGUAUCAAAUUUUGCAAUAAUGGCUUAUGGCCUUUGUGUUUCAUAUUUGCUUUUUGAUCAUGUUUAUUAAUGUUUUAAGGACUUGUACUUUGUUUAGGUCCAACAUGAAUUGUAACAACACAUGAUUGUCAUCUGCUUUUCUAUUUUGUUGUUUUUGUUUCAACCGAUGAUUUGUUGCAACAAUGAAAUCGUUGCUUCAAAAUUA
Messenger RNA from Hibiscus syriacus, 2477 nucleotides. RefSeq lists its product as uncharacterized. Bases 156 to 2258 code for a protein of 700 amino acids. The record is from RefSeq and is a predicted model, not a curated record. Lineage: Eukaryota; Viridiplantae; Streptophyta; Magnoliopsida; Malvales; Malvaceae. The transcript has a single exon.